UCGUCUGCAUUGGUGUACUGUGCAUGUUACGUCGCUUUGGAUAUAAUGAGGAACGUCAUUGUGCUGUCACUGCUGCUGUUGAACAUACAUCAUGUCAUAUCAGCACCCAAAGAUGUCACUGCCAGUCUAAAAGCAAAGUGGAGCAUGACGCCUUUCCUCCUGGAGACAAGUGAGUUUAUUGGAGAAGAUGGGAAUGAGAAAUUCUGGCAGUUUGUUGACACUGUGAAAGAGCUCACUGUAUACAAGCAAGGAGAGUCUGUGCGCUCGUACUACAACUUGAUCGUUAAGAAGGCCGGCCAGUUUCUCACAGAUCUUCAAGUUAAUCUCCUCAAAUUUGCUCUGGCUCUACGGUCAUACUCACCAGCUGUUCAUGCGUCCCAGCAGAUAGCCAGUGAUGAGCCUCCGCCUGAGGCUUGCCCUGCCUUUGUCUCCGUCCAUGGUCAACAUAGCUGCAGUACCAAGGACAUCAAAAAGCUCCUGAAGGCAGCUGCAGGCAGGCCAAAACCAUAUUUAUACAAGAAUGAUCAUACAUAUCCAGGAGUCAAUAAAACAGAUGUGCCAGUUGUUAUCCUCUACGCUGAGAUUGGAACCAAGAAGUUCACCUCUUUUCAUAAGGUGCUAUCAGAGAAGGCUAAAGAGGGCACACUUCUAUAUGUGCUGCGGCAUUUUGUAGUGGAUCCAAAGCCACGAAAGAUGCUUUUGUCUGGGUAUGGAGUGGAGUUGGCUAUCAAAAGCACAGAAUACAAAGCUGUGGAUGACACCAAAGUAAAAGAUUCAAAGACAGCUAUGAAGGCUGAGGAUGAUAAUAUUGACGAAGUCCAAGGAUUCCUUUUUGGACCAUUGAAGAAAUCUCACCCUGAACUCCAGGAGCAACUUAGUGAGCUUCGCAAACAUCUCCUGGAGAGCACAAAUGACAUGGUCCCUCUCAAAGUGUGGGAAAUGCAAGAUCUUAGUUUCCAGGCAGCUACCAGAAUCAUGUCCGUGCCAAAGUUUGACGCUUUGAAGCUCAUGCGAGACCUCAGUCAGAACUUUCCAAGCAAAGCCAGAUCACUGACAAGAGUGGCCGUAAAGCAGGAAAUGAGAAAAGAAAUUGAGGAGAACCAAAAGCGUCUCAGUGAGACCAUUGGUGUUCACCCGGGAGACGGGGAGCUCUUCAUCAAUGGACUGCAUAUUGAUCUGGACAUUCACAACCCUUUCAGCAUUUUGGACAUCCUCAGAGGAGAGGCCAGGGUCUUGGAGGGGCUUCAUAACUUAGGCAUUAAAGGAGAACAUCAGGGCAAGCUGCUAAGGUUACCCGUGAAUGCUGUGGAUGACAGCUAUGCCUUAGAUAUCAAACAUCCAGCUAUAAUGUGGAUAAAUGACAUAGAGAAUGACCCAGUGUACCGCAACUGGCCAGCGGGUGUACAGGAGCUCCUCAGGGCCACCUUUCCUGGAGUCAUCCGGCAGAUCCGACGCAAUUUCUUCAACCUGGUGCUAUUCCUAGAUCCAGUACGGGAAGAAAGUGUUGAGCUAGUGAAACUAGCAGAUCUUUUCUACAAGCAUAAGAUCCCCCUGAGAAUUGGAUUUGUGUUUGUUGUCAACACCAAAGAUGAGAUUGAUGGCUUCUCAGAUGCAGGAGUUGGAUUUUACCGACUGCUGAAUUACAUUGCAGACGAGUACGAUUUAUCCCAGGCUCUCAUGUCCAUGCUCUCAUUGUACGGCCAAGUAGAUGUAGGGGGGACGCUGUCUGUUGAUACAAUUUCUGCUUACCUGAAGAGAAAAUUCCCUAAAGCCAACGCUGAAAGGAUUCUAGGUGCAGAAUCUGAGUAUGAUGACAAAAGAAAGGAUGGUGCCGCCUUCUACAAAAAGAGUGGCUUGGGUGCCCUACCUUUGGCUUUAUUCAACGGAGUCCCUCUGAACCCAGAUGAGAUGGACCCAGAUGAGCUGGAAACCAUCAUCCUGCAGCAUAUAAUGGACACCACCACCUCCUUCCAGAGAGCUGUCUUUAUGGGUCAGUUGACCGACAGUUCAGAUGUGGUGGAUUAUCUAAUGGAGCAGGCCAAUGUGGUUCCCAGGAUGAACCCUCUAAUUCUGAGCACUGACCGACAGUACCUCGACUUCACUGCCACCCCAGUUGUAGAUGAUUGGGAGGACACAACUAUGUUUUCAUACUUGGACUAUAGAGACAAAACAGCUGUGGUGGCUAAGAGAAUGAAGUACUUUACAAAUAGUGAUGAGGAUGGGAUGAGUGCUGUGACCAUGUGGAUAGCCGGAGAUUUUGAGAAGGUCUCAGGAAGAAAACUAUUGCUGAAUGCUCUGAAACAUCUGAAGUCCAGCCGCGGAGUUCGUGUAGGGGUGAUAGAUAACCCCAGCGGAAAGCCCAGCGGAGUUAACACUGUGCUGUAUAGGGCUAUCUGGGCCUCUCUCCUCACCCAGAAAUAUAAGGCUGCAGCAGAGUUUGCGCAUAAACUCCUGAAAGAGGAGAGCAUCCAGCUCCUCCAACAGGGGACCAAGAUGAAGGACUUACUGAUCCAGGGCAUGGCCGAAGAUGCCUUUGAAAAAAAGUUCAACACACUGGAGGUGGAUCUUAUCCGUAGUCAGCAGCUGUUUUGUAGAGACGUCCUGAAACUGAGUCCUGGACAGCGGGCAGUGAUCAGCAACGGCAGGAUCCUUGGUCCAUUUGAAGAGCAGGAAGAAUUCACUGUGGAGGAUUUCCACUUGCUGGAGAAGAUUACACUGAGCGGUUCUGCAGAGAAAGUCAAAGCCAAAGUUAAACAGAUGGGGAUGAAGCCAAAGCACGCCAGUGACUUAGUGAUGAAAGUUGAUGCCCUCCUAACUGCUGCCCCCAAAGGAGAGGUCAGGAGGGAUGUUGACUUUCUCAGAGACAGUCACAGUGUGCUCCGUCUCUCCCCGCGUGAAAACGAGGUGUUCUAUGAUGUCGUCGCCAUCGUUGACCCCCUCACUAGGCAGGCACAGAAGAUGUCCCCUCUCCUGAUUGUGCUCGGUCAAGUGGUCAACGUGAGACUGCAGGUGUUCAUGAAUUGCCGGGCCAAGUUGUCCGAGAUGCCCCUUAAGAGCUUUUACCGCUUUGUCUUGGAGUCCGAUGUGAAUUUCAUGGCCAAUGACACAGUGUCUCCAGGACCAGUUGCCCGCUUCUUGGAGCUCCCAGAAUCUCCCCUUCUCACUCUUAAUAUGAUCACACCAGAGAGCUGGAUGGUGCAGGCUGUCCGCAGCCCCCAUGACUUGGAUAACAUCCACCUGCAGGAGGUGAGCGGGGUUGUGACAGCAGAAUAUGAGCUGGAGCAUCUCUUGCUGGAGGGCCACUGCUUUGACCUGUCGAGCGGCCAGCCUCCCCGUGGACUGCAGUUCACCCUGGGCAUGAGUCGGGACGCGCUCAUGUAUGACACUAUUGUCAUGGCUAACCUGGGAUAUUUCCAGCUGAAAGCCAAUCCCGGUGCCUGGAUCCUGAGAUUACGUAAAGGGAGGUCAGAGGACAUCUAUCAGAUUCUCACGCAUGAUGGAACAGAUUCUCCUGCAGAUGCUGGUGAUGUCAUAGUUUUACUAAACAGUUUCCACAGUAAGAUCAUCAAAGUCAGAGUGCAGAAAAAGGCAGAGAUGAUCAAUGAAGAUCUUUUAAGUGAAGCUAGUGAAAGCAAAGGCAUAUGGGACUCCAUAGCAAGGAGAUCUUAUUCCUCCCCUCGAUCCAGACUGCACUAUUAUGCUGUAAGAUCUAGUCUUGCCAAAAAUAUGUGCUUCUGUAGGUAUGUUGUUUGGAGCACUUUUGAGAAAAGCAUCAGUGGUGGUGGCUCCAAGAAGGAUGAGGGAGAGAAGAAGAAAGAGGAUGUUCUGAACAUAUUUUCUGUGGCCUCGGGCCAUCUGUACGAACGCUUUCUGAGGAUAAUGAUGCUGUCCGUCCUUCGGCAUACCAAAACCCCGGUCAAGUUUUGGUUCCUCAAGAAUUACCUCUCUCCAUCUUUCAAGGAGACCAUCUCUCACAUGGCAGAGUCAUAUGGCUUCCAGUAUGAAUUGGUACAGUACAAGUGGCCCCGUUGGCUCCACCAGCAGACUGAGAAGCAGCGCAUUAUCUGGGGGUAUAAGAUCCUCUUCCUGGACGUUCUGUUCCCUUUGGCUGUGGACAAGAUCAUAUUUGUGGACGCCGACCAGAUAGUGCGGGCUGAUCUGACGGAGCUGAGGGAUUUAGACCUGGAAGGCGCUCCCUAUGGCUACACACCAUUUUGUGACAGCCGCAGAGAGAUGGAAGGCUAUCGCUUCUGGAAGACUGGCUAUUGGGCCUCACAUCUAGGACACAGGAAAUACCACAUCAGCGCUCUGUAUGUAGUAGACUUAAAGAAGUUUCGAAAGAUUGCAGCCGGGGACAGAUUACGAGGCCAGUACCAAGCCCUGAGCCAAGACCCCAACAGUCUGUCCAACCUGGACCAGGACCUUCCUAACAACAUGAUCCACCAGGUGGUCAUCAAGUCUCUUCCACAGGAGUGGCUAUGGUGUGAGACAUGGUGCGAUGACUCUUCCAAAGUCACUGCUAAGACUAUAGACCUGUGCAAUAACCCAAAGACCAAGGAGCCCAAGCUCACGGCUGCAGCGAGGAUUGUGCCUGAGUGGGUUGAAUAUGACAAUGAGAUAAAACAGCUACUGAGACAGGUCCAGGAACAGGAAGACACAGCACCACAAAAACAGACUCCCUCGCCUUCACAACAUAAAAAAGUAGACGACCAGCGUGAUGAACUUUAGUGCCUGCCAGCACCAUGCUGAAGAGGAAGGAGGCAGCACCUUUUACAUGCAGGCCACCUGUGAAGCUUGAAGACAGACAAUUCCAUCUAAACAUAGCGAUGGAGUGUUACAUCCCCAGCCGGAGAAGGAUGUGAUAUUUUCAGAGAUGCCAUAUCUGCUUCUGCAGUCAAUACGCCUUACAAAAUUAACACGUGAUGUAAGUGUUAACUGCCAACUGUGAACAUGUGGUGCGCAUGCAGCUCUACAGUCAGGCCCCUGUUUCAGAAAGCGGGCUUAGUGAAAACUCUUGAGUUUGUUAACCCUGAGAUGAGGGGAAACUCUGGGUUUUCCGUUCCAGAAAGAGAGGUAACUUAAACUCUGGGUCAGUUACCAUGGCAACUUGCUGGCAGGCUGACUUUCUCUUGGACUCCUCCUCUCCUGCCGAGCCUGAAGGAGCUGUCUGACACACGGUUUCCUUUCCUCAUUCACACAGUCCAUAUCAAAGCACACAUGGAACGCAUUCAUUUGCAGAUGUUUACGUCUUUGGAAACAUCGAAAUCCUGGUUAGGUUCGUUACUCAAGAACCAUGACCGCUUUUAUGAUGAACCUGACAUCGUGGAUUCAUCUUCUGCUCGGAAUAAAACUGCAAAUCAUCAAAAUUAUUAUUACUUGCUCAGAAUGUAACUUUACAAUCAUAGGUCCAUAAGUAUGUCUUAGUUGUUUGAGCUAUAUUUUCAUCUUGCUGCCACCUGCAUUUUGUGCCUAUCAGGUUACAGCUAAAUAAAUAUAUUUAAAAAUCUAAUGUAACAUACAGAAGGAGUCCAGCACUUUAUCAUCCAUGAUUAAUGGAAAUUCAAGCUCAAUACUAGAACCGCCAACGGGUCAAAUUUACCUGUGGCUGUUUUUUGAUUGUAUGUGUCUUUGUUUCAAUAUAAUAUUCAAGUCCCCCAGUCUCUAACUUUAAAAGUGUGUUAUAUAGCACCCCCUAUUGUUAAAAAAUGUCAAAGCUAGAUUUAAAAAAUGCCAUUUAUACCUAUAAGCGCCAGCGGGUAAAAUUUACCCCUAUAGAGAAUACAGUCAUUUUAGCGCUGUUCAUGUCGCGCGUUUAGAUAAACACUCUAUGUUGCUAUUGGCAACGCCUUUCCCACUACAGGCAUUACACUUGCUCAGCACAGUGAGUGAAGGAGAGUCCGAUGGUGGGGGCGGAGCGAUGUGUCCUAGGUUGAUUCUGCAUCUGACCUGACAGCGAUCCACUUGUAUGAAGUAAAUAUGCAUAAAAGCCGCUGCUCAUAGGUUUUGUGUAGGAUACAUGAUCAUCAAAACUAAUGCUGCAGUAGCCUAGUUUUUCCCUGUGAUAGAGCUGUGUCCUGCGGUCCCUUCAAGAGGGCGUGCGGCUCCCUCAUGUGCUUUUUGAAGGCUAUAACGUUUCCAGUGCUGUGUAUUUUUUAGUAAAAAUGAUCAUUAUACAUUUUUCCGUUGGGUAAAAAUCUACUAUGAAUUUUGGAAUUGAUAAUCGUUUCUUUCGAAUAAAUAGCCUACUUUUAUUUGAACUAUCAAACUUUUGUAGCUACUAGGCAUAGGCCUAUGUGUUAAUCUGUAGAUGCCCGAUGGAGUCCGUACAAACAAGCAGAACAGUAAGAAGUAGCCGACAUUAUGAGGCUAUUAUUAGGCUACCGCCUAUAAAACACUACAACAGUCAGUCUUUUUUGUAAAUUGUAUGCUGCAUUUAAAUUCAAGCUGUAUUUAGAAUAUAACUAGGUUAUAACAUCUAUAACAGCGGCAAGUGGAUGACAUCAUAAGAGCCGCCGCGUGUGAACGUGCCCUUCACAGAUGCGCAUCGCAGGCGAACGAUCUGCACGGUGAAGACAAUGAAUAGAAUAGAAUAAACUUUCUGUAAAUGCCUGAAAUAUGGGGAUGGUGUUUAUAGGAAAUGCACAGCCAAUGUGCUAAAUGUUUCCCAAAGUGUGUUGGAGCAACAUGUAGCAGAAAUAAUAACAAAAUCACUGCAUUUUUAUAGCGGGUAAAGGUAGCCUAUACAACGAACCCUGGCGGUUCUAGUGUAAAUGAAGAAUGAGUGGACUAUGCUGAAUAAAAUUUAAUAGUGUAAAGUUAUUGACUCCUUUCUCCACUCCUGUUUUUUAAGAUGAAUAUCAUGGUCUGCAUUGGCAUGCAUUCAUAUUUCUAGUUCCACUGGGUUUUACCUUGGGGCUCUGCUUUUUAUUUACCUGUUGCCAUGGUGAAUCAUAGAAUCAGACCUCCACUGAUGAGGGCGUUUUUUUCCCUGGGAUGCACUUAAACAUAGAGGGAACAUAAUCAGACUUAAUUUCAUUAACCCAGAUUAGCUGUUCUGGAAUGGAAAACUCAGUUUACCAUCUCAUGGUUACUCAACUCAGAGAUUAGGGUUAGAGUCAAGAGUUUGUUGGACCUGCUUUCCGAAACAGGCCUCAGGUCUUGGUUACUGUGUGUUUACCAGAGAUUGAAGUAAAUACAAAGUGUAAAGGGGUGAAGUCAGUCACAACCCUCUAUUGGUGUAUGUUUGAGUGUAAAUAGUUGGCAUAUAUUGCACUGAUAAUGUAUGCAAAGAAUCAAAUGGAGAAGGCACAUUUUUAAGAUUCUUAUGACAAAGUUGAAUUUUUUUUUAUGCAAAACUUUCUAAAAGUUAAUAUAUUUAGAUAUUGUAUUUGAUGUUGUAAACAACAUGAAGACUUUCACUAUGCUUUGACUGAAAUGCCCAAACUGAAGAUGUGACUGACAUAAAACUAGUCCUGUUUUAAACUUCACAACAGAGGUUUUUACAUUAGAACAUUAGGACUGUACAUUAUUAUUGGAGGGGUUGGAAAAUUAUUCCUCCAUAAGUUAUUUUGUUUCAGUCUUCCCUUGCAAGAUUUAUUAUAUAAAAGGGAUCAUAUAGUUACACAAAACAUUUUCCACCUCACCAUCAAAUAUCUAAUGUCCGUUUUUGUCUCUAGCAGAGGCAUACUUUUUUCACUACCCUGUACAGUUGCUGGAUGCUAAUAGUAAGCUGAACUAAUUGUUCUUUUGAUCAAAGAAAUGAAACAUGUUGACUGUG
Micropterus dolomieu (smallmouth bass) is the source of this 7777-nucleotide messenger RNA. It is a transcript of the gene uggt2, whose product is annotated as UDP-glucose glycoprotein glucosyltransferase 2. The record is from RefSeq and is a predicted model, not a curated record. The transcript is spliced from 42 exons. Gene Ontology annotation, cellular component: endoplasmic reticulum. Gene Ontology annotation, molecular function: UDP-glucose:glycoprotein glucosyltransferase activity. The coding region runs from base 46 to 4728 and encodes 1560 amino acids. NCBI's taxonomy places the organism in Eukaryota, Metazoa, Chordata, Actinopteri, Centrarchiformes, Centrarchidae.